GUAAAAUAUAGGAUUAAAAAAUGAAGAGCCAAUGAUAGUGAAGAGUAUUCUGAAACGGCAAUAGUAAGCAACCAUCAAGUUGCUGAUGAAUAUGCUAUUUUAGAUAAACUGUAGGUCUCACUAUCAAAUACCAAUGCAUACACUCCUGACCCAUUUCACCACUCAUUAGUCAAUACUGUCCCAACUAUUCACAAAAGUAGUGCGACCUUUCAACCACCAUGGCCGCUACAACCACCACCACACUUCCACUCCACACUCACAAACUCCUCCGUCGAGCCACCUUCAACCGCCUUUUCAUUGUGGUUUACGCCAUUGCGUUAUCAUCCUUUUUCUAUCACCACAUAUACACACUCUUCAAUUCUUCCUUCUCAUACUCCCUCAUCCCUUCCUUUCUACUGCUUCUAGCCGAUCUCGUCCUCGGAUUUUGGUGGUUUUGCACUCAAUCUUUCCAUAUCCGCCCUAUUCGCCGGUACGAGUUCAUCGAUAACCUCGAAAAAAUGGUGUUGAAAGAAGGAAAGGAAUAUCCGGCGAUUGACAUCUUUAUAUGCACUGCGGAUCCUUACAAGGAACCACCGAUUGGGACGGUGAAUACGGCAUUGUCGGUGAUGGCGUAUGAUUAUCCACCGGAGAAAAUCUCUCUUUACUUGUCUGACGAUGGUGGGGCCCAACCUACCCUUUUUGCAUUCUUUGAAGCUGCCAAGUUUGCUCGCCAUUGGUUGCCUUUCUGCAGAGAAAACAGUGUUGUGGAAACCAGUCCUGAAGCUUAUUUUGCUUCCGAUUUCUAUGAUACCCAUUCACCUGACGCUCACAAAUUGAAGACUUUAUACGAGAGUAUGAAAUUUAGAGUUGAAAAUGUAGUCGAAAGAGGAAAAGUUGAGGAGGAAUAUAUUGAUAGUGAAGAAAUGCGGUGCGCGUUUGCAACAUGGACUAAAGAGUUUACCCGACACGAUCAUCCUACAAUUAUUCAGAUUUUGUUAGCUUCGGUGAAGGACAGAGACGUUAGUGGUAAAAUGAUGCCAAACUUAAUAUAUGUCUCUAGAGAGAAAAAUAAGAUCCAUCACCACCACCACUUCAAGGCAGGAGCCCUCAAUACUCUCGUUCGCGUAUCGGCAAUUAUGACAAAUGCACCAAUCAUCUUAACUUUAGACUGCGACUCAUUGUCUAAUGAUCCACAAACCAUUAAGCGAGUUUUGUGUUACUUUUUGGAUGAAAAAACUCAACCCACAUUAGCAUAUGUACAGUUUCCUCAAAUAUUUAAUGGGCUCAACAAAGGGGACAUUUAUUUUAGUGAACAUAAACGUCUUUACCAAAUCUAUCCCUUGGGAAUGGAUGGGCUUUCUGGCCCAAAUUAUCUUGGAACUGGAUGCUUUUUCCAGCGACGUGCCUUCUUUGGGAGUCCAACAUCUUUGAUUCAGCCCGAAAUCCCUGAACUUCAUCCUAAUUACGAGGUCAACAUGUCCUUUGCUUCACCUGAAAUGCUCGAAUUGGCUCAUUCUGUGAGUACUUCCUACUUCGAAAAGACAUCCCAAUGGGGCUUAAAUUUGGGUCUUCGAUAUGGGUCAAUGUCUGAGGACUUUCAUACAGGCUAUCGGAUGAAAUGUGAGGGAUGGAGGUCCAUGUUUUGUUACCCAGACAGACCAGCUUUCUUCUGUGAUUCACCAGUGACCCUAAAUGAUCUGUUAAGUCAAUGCAAAAGGUGGAGCUUUGGUCUACUCGGGGUCCUACUCUCAAGAUACAGUACCUUAUUCUUUGGAAUUAAGAAAAUGGGCCUGAUCAUGAGCAACACUUACUCCCACCAUGCACUAUGGCCCAUCCUCUGCAUUCCACUCACCAUUUACUCCUUUAUCCCUCAACUUGCUCUACUUCAAGGAAUUUCCACCUUCCCAAAGAUUUCAGACCCAUGGUGUAUUAUAUAUUUAUACCUCUUCAUUGGAGCAUACGCAAAAGAUCUCUUAGACUUUGUACUAGAAAAAGGAACAUUUGAAAGGUGGUGGAAUUCUCAAAGAAUGUGGAUGAUAUGUGGACUCUCAAGCUUCCUCUUUGGGUGCAUAGAAUACAUCCUUACUUCCCUGGGUAUCGCAGUACGAGGAUUUAACGUAACCAGCAAACUACAAGACGAUGACGUGAAAAAGAGGUAUGAUCAAGGUAUUUUUGAGUUUGGAGUUGCUUCACCUAUGUUUGUUCCUAUGACAAUAGCUGCCAUAAUCAACUUGGUUUCCUUUGUUAUGGGAUUAAUUGGGGUGAUUAGAAGAGGCAUGGGAAAUAUGGAAGGACUAAUUCUGCAGAUUUUAUUGUGCGGUUUUGGAGUGAUUAAUUGUUGGCCAGUUUAUGAAGCAAUGGUAAUUAGGAGCGACAUUGGCAAAAUGCCCAUCAAGAUCACGUUGAUAGCUAUAUUUAUAGCUUCACUUACAUGCUUGCUUGUUUGUGGGGAGUACCUUUCAUAAGAGCAUCUACAAUGGUUGAGCUAAUCAGUUUGUUACUAAAAGAUUGUUUCGAUCUUCAAAGGAGCCUCCAACUAAUGCCAAUGCCAAUGCCAAUACCGUCUGAUAAAUCAUAAGUGCAUGAUUGUGACAAGUUAUUUUGUCUUUGAUAACAUAAUAAUUUCGGUUGUAAAGUUCACUUUUGGAAUCAUAAUAUUCAGUAGUCAUUGGGAUUGAAAGAGUUGUUGGUUACGUUUUAAAUUCGUGAAAGGAGAGGUAUUGACCUCACUCAAAGAUCACAAGAUAAAGUUUAAGUGACGUUUAUUUUGUGUCAUUGUGUAGGAAUUAAAUAAUGCAAGUUAGAAAUGGAUGACAAUAAUAAAUAAAUAAUCAAGACAAAGAUUUUAAGGUGGUUUACACGUCAAAGA
Messenger RNA from Amaranthus tricolor (Joseph's coat), 2848 nucleotides. Its product is annotated as cellulose synthase-like protein G3. The coding region runs from base 219 to 2444 and encodes 741 amino acids. Gene Ontology annotation, cellular component: plasma membrane; trans-Golgi network. Gene Ontology annotation, biological process: cellulose biosynthetic process; plant-type primary cell wall biogenesis. NCBI's taxonomy places the organism in Eukaryota, Viridiplantae, Streptophyta, Magnoliopsida, Caryophyllales, Amaranthaceae. Gene Ontology annotation, molecular function: cellulose synthase (UDP-forming) activity; mannan synthase activity. The record is from RefSeq and is a predicted model, not a curated record. The transcript is spliced from 6 exons.